AUGACUUUGAGCUCUGAGAUGUCCGAUGCGUCCAUCCUUUCAGAAGAGACCGACAUAGAUGUGGUGGGAGACGGGGCGGAAGGAGAGGAGGACGAGGCCCAGGGGGGCAGCUCUUUUGGGGAAGUGGUGAGCCAAAUGCGCUCUGAGAUCCUAACGCCUCGAUCACCUUCCUGUGUGGAUAGCUCAUCGAACCGGGACCCUUACAAACCAGUCAGCAAAAACCCUCUGGUGAAACCUCCUUACUCAUACAUAGCCUUAAUCACAAUGGCAAUCCUCCAAAGUCCAAAAAAAAGACUGACUCUCAGUGAGAUCUGUGAAUUUAUCAGCAAUAGGUUCCCCUAUUACAGAGAGAAGUUCCCCGCCUGGCAAAACUCCAUCAGGCACAAUUUGUCCUUAAACGACUGUUUCGUAAAAAUUCCCAGGGAGCCCGGUAAUCCGGGCAAAGGCAACUACUGGACUCUGGAUCCCGAAUCUGCAGAUAUGUUUGACAAUGGCAGCUUUUUACGGAGGCGAAAACGGUUCAAAAGACAGCAAUCGGCGGAUCUGCUCCGGGAGCACGGUAAUUAUAUUCCUGCUUAUGGUUACGGACCUUACGGCUGUGGAUACGGGCUUCAGAUCCAAGCUUACCACCCUCAUUCUGCCGUUUUUGCCUUUCAGCAUCCUUCAAGGCAGGCCCAUUCCAUUCCCCCGCCGUCCAUGCUUCCCGCGAACGAACUCGCCAGGAAUUCUUUCUACCCGCAGCUUAGCCCUACUCUCCCCUCAGUGCAAUCUGUCAAACACAACUCGGCCAUAUCACGGUCCCCUUUCUCCAUAGAAAAUAUAAUCGGGGCCAACGCCAGUCCAGCCAGCUGCUCGUCCCAGUCUCCAGCCGUUCCUCUAUUAUCAUCAAUACCUUCCUCUUCAUCGACUCUGCCAAGUCUGCACCAAGAGACUGUGAUACACAAUGCAGGGAACUUUAAUGGUAGGAUUCCAAAUGUUAACGGCUGUUAA
Carcharodon carcharias (great white shark) is the source of this 990-nucleotide messenger RNA. RefSeq names its product forkhead box D1 (gene foxd1). The coding region runs from base 1 to 990 and encodes 329 amino acids. Lineage: Eukaryota; Metazoa; Chordata; Chondrichthyes; Lamniformes; Lamnidae. The record is from RefSeq and is a predicted model, not a curated record. Gene Ontology annotation, biological process: regulation of transcription by RNA polymerase II; cell differentiation; anatomical structure morphogenesis. Gene Ontology annotation, molecular function: RNA polymerase II cis-regulatory region sequence-specific DNA binding; DNA-binding transcription factor activity, RNA polymerase II-specific. The transcript has a single exon.